Messenger RNA from Hordeum vulgare subsp. vulgare (domesticated barley), 851 nucleotides. Its product is annotated as ubiquitin C-terminal hydrolase 12-like. Lineage: Eukaryota; Viridiplantae; Streptophyta; Magnoliopsida; Poales; Poaceae. Gene Ontology annotation, molecular function: protein binding. The record is from RefSeq and is a predicted model, not a curated record. Bases 1 to 678 code for a protein of 225 amino acids. The transcript is spliced from 5 exons.
AUGGUCGUGCUAUUCGCCGAUGAUUUCGAGCCCGAACCAGCUAGCUACAACUUUGGUUUCAAGAAUUCCUACUCGAAGAAGCAUUGCUUGAUUCCUCUUCAGGAGCUACUGAAAUCAUCUGCUUUUCUAGUUGAUGAUAGCUGUGUUUUUGGUGUGGAGAUACUAAAAAUUGAUGUCUCUUCUCCUGAAAAGAAGGCUGUUGUGGUUCAUAAGAAGGCUACCACAGUUCAGAAUAUCUUUGUCCAGAAGAAGGGGUUCAUUACAGGGACAUACACUUGGACCAUGAACAAUUUCCUUGAAUUGGACUUGCAGCACUUCGUCCGUUCUCCUACAUUUGAAGUUGGCGGGCAUAAAUGGUACGUCGGUAUGUAUCCACGUGGUAACAAGUACAGCACUGAUUGUGUCAGCUUGUACUUAUACCUGGAUGCCACGGAGGAGCUCCAUCUCGAGUCCAAGAAGGUGGUUCUAAUGACUCUGUCCAUCCUGGAUCAAAAGAAUGGGAAACACUUGAGUGCAACUUCAGGUCUCUUGGUGUUUGCGGAUACACACAGCAGUUGGGGGUGGCCUGAUUUCCUUGGACUCAAGAAACUCAAGGACCCGUCGGGAGGCUAUGUUGUGGGAUCGAGCUGUGUUGUGAAGGCAGAUCUAACCAUCGUUGGUUCAUCCAAUGAUAGCUAGAUCUUUACCUCAUGGCCUGAAGAAUAGACAAAUGGGCCUUGGUCGUAGCAGUUAUAUACUAGAAAUGGUGUUGUGAACUUGUUUGAUGUUCUUAUGCUCACAAGGAGUCCAGUUCAGGAUGUAAGUGGACAAGUCGUUGGACGCUUCGUGACUUGCCGCGCCAGUCCACCAGC